Messenger RNA from Bubalus bubalis (water buffalo), 4380 nucleotides. It is a transcript of the gene KLHL33, whose product is annotated as kelch like family member 33. The record is from RefSeq and is a predicted model, not a curated record. Bases 1 to 2403 code for a protein of 800 amino acids. The transcript has 4 exons. NCBI's taxonomy places the organism in Eukaryota, Metazoa, Chordata, Mammalia, Artiodactyla, Bovidae. Gene Ontology annotation, molecular function: protein binding.
AUGAGCCUCUCGGACUCCACACAUCAUCCCUCGGGGGCAGAGGAAGUCUCUCUUCUGGUCCAGAAAGACGACCUUGACCUCCCUUUGUCCACCCAGAGAACCCCCUCCUGGCCUCCGUCCCCGGAUGAAGAUCCUGGUUUGCCCCCUUUUCCUCUGGAAGAGCCUGCCCCCAGGCCCAUGACCCCAGGGAGCCUUCCUUCUCCAGCCUUGUCCCUGGAGGAAGAGGAGGAGGAGGAAGAUGAGGAGGAUGGAGAAGACUCUGAGGAGCCCGAGGGGCUGUGCAGCGAGGAGCAUCCCAGCCAGUUUUUCGCGGAGGCACAGCGGCUGCGAGAGCAGAGGUUGCUGCUGGACGAAGAGGUGUCAGUCGCGGGGAGAGCGUAUGGCGUGCAUCGGGUGAUCUUGGCUUCAGUUAGCAGCCUCUUCAGAGGCAGGCUGCUGGGCGGCAGAGGUCCGCAACCCCCCCUCAGCCUGGACGUAACCCCGGCGGCCUGGGAGGCCGUGCUGACCUUUGCCUACGAGGGGGUGCUGGGAUCCGCCGCACGGGAGGAUGUGCUGGUCGCCGCGGAAGCCCUGGGAGCCCCCCGGGUAAAGGCUGCGGCCCAGUGGGGACGCCAGGGGACUGCAAGUGGACGGGAAGAUGAAAAGCAGCCCAGCCAGGCAGAGGAACUGAGAGAAAACCUGCGCAGCAUUGAGCUUCUGUACCUAGAAGGCAUCGGGUGCGACCUGGAGCUGGAGGCAGGCGGCUGCCGGCUGCGGGUGCACCGAGCAGCCCUCGCCUGUGGCAGUGAGUUCUUUGGGGCCAUGCUCCUGAGUGGGAUGAGGGAAUCCCAGGGCACAGAGGUGUCUCUGCACACCAUCUCUGCCCAGGACCUGCGACUCCUCGUCUCUUUUGCCUACUCUGGGGUUGUGCGGGCAAAGUGGCCAGGACUACUGAGAGCUGCCCAGGCUGCUCUGCAGUACCAGAGCUCCUCCUGCCUGGCUCUGUGCCAGAAAGCCCUGGCACGAGGCCUCAGCCCUGCCCGUUGCCUGGCCCUGAUCCCCAUGGCAGAAGCCCCAGGGUUGGAGAGGCUCUGGAGCAAAGCCCGUCACUACCUCCUCACCCACCUGCCCGCUGUGGCUUUGUGCUCCACUUUCCCUACUUUACCGGCAGCCUGCCUGGCUGAGCUCCUGGACAGUGAUGAGCUACACUUGCAGGAGGAGUUCGAGGCCUUUGUGGCUGCACGGCGUUGGCUAGCUGCCAACCCGGACACCCAGGAGUCAGAGGCCAAGGCCCUGCUUCGAUGCGUCCGCUUUGGCCGUAUGUCCACCAGGGAGCUGCGGAGGGUAAGGGCGGCCGGGCUGCCUCCACCCUUGAGCCCCGACUUGCUGCAUCAGCUGAUGGUGGAGGCUGAGGUUCCAGGACAAGAGAGACGGAGGGAGCCUGACCAGGCACUGGUGGUGAUUGGCGGGGACGGGCUCAGAUCAGACAUGGCCAUCAGACAGCCAUCCCGAGGAGUAUGGUGGGCCCGGGCCUUUCGCUGCGGCAUAGGACUGGUUCGAACUGUGGAGUGGGGGCGGCUGCCUGCCCUGCCUGCCCCCGGUCGCUUCCGGCACGGGGCUGCGAGCCUAGCAGGAAGUGUGCUCUACGUGUGUGGGGGACAGGAUUUCUACAGCCACUCUAACACCCUGGCUUCGACUCUCAGGUGGGACCCCAGUCAAGAGGACUGGGAAGAGAUGGCACCUUUGUGCCAGCCUCGGAGCCUUUUUCCCCUGGUGGCGCUGGAUGGACUGCUUUAUGCCCUGGGUGGACGAGACAGUGGUAUUGCCCUCAGGUCUGUGGAGACUUAUAAUCCUGAGCUCAAUGUCUGGAGGCCAGCACCUCCUCUUCCCGCACCACGCUUUGCCCACGCAGCUGCUGUUUUGGAGGGCCAGCUGUAUGUGAGCGGUGGCUGCAGUGAGACUGGCCAGUACCAGGCCUCGUUGCUGCACUAUGAUCCCAAACUUGAGAAGCCGGCGACACUUCUGAGCCCUAUGGGGGUGCCUCGGGCUGGCCACAUCAUGGCUGCUCUGGGUGGGCAGCUGUAUGUAGCAGGUGGGCUAGGUCAGACUGGGGAUCUGCUGAGCUUCGAGGCCUAUGAUCCAAGUACUGGUAGCUGGACUCAGCUGACCCCCCUGCCCUCCCCCCAUGUCGGAGCUGCAGGUGCCGUGCUGCAGGGGGAGUUGCUGGUGCUGGGGGGCUACAGCCACCGUACUUAUGCCCCCUCCCACCUUAUCCAUGCCUAUUGUCCUGGCCUGGGCCGAUGGCUGUGCCUGGGAACUCUGCCAAGGCCUCGGGCUGAGAUGCCUGCCUGCAUCCUGACCCUGCCCGCUGUGCAGCACGUGGCUUUGGUUCCCACACGGCAUCAAAGUAAACCUGCUGGGUGAGAGGGCAGCAGUAGUAGAUGGAGGGAGGAAGGGAUAAGAGAGGAUAGAGACGAUGAGUGCAGGGAGAAAGAGAAGGCUUUGUUCAUCAUGGCAUUUCAUUCUAGCGCAGCGCUUUACAACUCAUAAAUCGCUUUUGUAUAUAUGAUCUGCGUUGAGGAAAAGGUGGUUCUGGAAUUCCUAGGGAGAGUAUGGAGGAAGGAGAGGCAGUUGAAUAUCUAGGUAAGGAGAAGAGACCUAGGGGCAACUCUACAAGGUUUAGGGACCCUGGCUCGAUUCUUGGUGGGGAAAGUGCAUCUAACUAGGAAGACAGUCAUGAAGCAUCGGUAGCAAAGGUGUAGGGGCCGUGAGAGAACAGUCAGGAAAAUUAUGAUUCCGACCAACGGAUGAAGGAGAAAAAUGAAGAAAGGUCAUCUGUGAAAAGAGCUGAGGAGUACGUUGGGAGGACUCUAACUGCUGCUUCUUUUUACUCUCCAAUUCCUGGGACACCCAAACCCUCUUGAUGAUGUUCUUUCUCAGGUAGCUGGUAGACUCAGUCUAGCGUUUCCUCAGCCACACACCGCAGGCUGCCCCUAAGAGCCUCUUGGAUUUCAAUAUGAGGGUGAAUUUCCUUCCUGGACCCGGCAUAGCACAGGGGCCAAUGCCAGGGCGACCAGGCAGGGAGGCUGCAGGUGGGGAAGAGGAGGAGAAAGAGGGAGGCGUCCAUGUGGAAAGGGAUGAAGGAUUUGAGGGCAUGGGGUGGGAGAGGUCAGGAGCUGACUGGCUUCUUUCCUCCCCUUUGGGAUGAAUCGAGGGAUCAGGAGGGAAAACGGUACAGUUGUGGUGUGUGGUCCUAAGUUGUGAGAGGAAGCGGCAGAGAGGAGAGAGGCAGAGAAGACCCAGAAAAGUGGUUUCUUUCUCUGCUCCUUUCUUCCAGAGUUUUUUGAAUCCAUUUCCCUUUCUCCUGGCCAGGGAAGGCUGAGUCAGAUGUUUCCUCUCUCUCUUCCUCCACCCUGCUUUUCUGUCCCCUUUCCCCUUCUCUUCUAUCUUUUCUUCUGUCUCCCUCACAGUUAGAAAUUAUCUACUGUGUGCCAGGUACACUGUGAGGCACUAAGGACCCCAAGGUCAGGGAUUUUGACCAGAACACAGACUUGUAAGCAAAUACAAGUUUUACAGUGGACUUAGAAGUAUGGACACUUGCCUCAUAGCUCUCACAAGAGCCUCACACCCUACAAGCCUCACAGUUGAAGGUAUGAAAACCCAGAGGACAGAGAGGGAACUCUGUCCAGGGAAGCCUUCUUUGAGGGAAGGCAUCAUUUGAUGGGUAUAGACUGAACUGGAUCUUGAAGGUUCCCUAGAAACUCACCAGUCUGAGGAGGGAGGCAUUCCAGUCAGAAGAAAGAGGCAAAUGGGAUGUAUGGUGCCCUGUGUCUCCACAGCAAAGGGGAAGUCAGUAUUCCAGGGGUUCUUCAGGGAAUUCUGCUGCUAUUCCAGCCUAUUCUUUUCCCUGAAAGCUUCUUGAAUACAGGGGCUUUCAGUUAACAAUUGUGUGUUCCCUUCCUCCACAACUCCCCUACAUCUUUCCUGUCUGGUGUUUCCACUUCUGACCCCUGAGCAGCUUAGGGCAAAGGCGGGCCAGUUCUUUGUACAGGUCAGUUUUCUCUUACCACUGCUUAUUAAGAUUCUCACUCUGCUAAGGUCAAGAUGAGGGAGCCUUCCUUGCUUCUUUCUUCAUCCUGACAUGUUUUUGUUUGUUUUGAGAUUUCAUUAUUUUGCUAAGGUUUUUUUUUGUAUCUCUGUUUAGGAACAUAGUUGAAAAUGAGGAGGGGUAAGUAGGAUAUAUAAGAGAACAGAGAAGAAAGAUUGAAGAGGACAGGGAAGAAGGAAAUUGGAAGCACUGAGAAACUACAAGGGUUGAGUCUUUAGGGUGAACUUCUGUGAUCAAGUUCUUAGUGAUUUGUAUGCAAAGACAGACUUAAAUAAAGGUUUCACCAUGACUGA